Molecule: messenger RNA, 1215 nt
Organism: Penicillium macrosclerotiorum
Lineage: Eukaryota; Fungi; Ascomycota; Eurotiomycetes; Eurotiales; Aspergillaceae
Exons: 6
Coding region: 1-1215 (404 amino acids)
Source: RefSeq, a predicted model, not a curated record
AUGGUUGACACCCAUCAACAGAAUACGGCGCUGGGGGUCGUGGUUGCCUUCCCCAUUCUCGGGGGUCUUGCGGUUAUUCUGCGGCUUUGGAGUCGCCGGUUAUCGCGAUCGACACUCACCAGUGACGACUAUUUGAUUGUAUCGGGAUAUAUUCUAUCCGUGUGUCAAUCAGUGACUUCAUGGUAUUAUAUCAAGACCAACUAUGUCGGCAUCCAUUACUGGGAUAUCCCCAAGGACCACGAUGUCAAAAAGGGAUUGAUAUGGAACUUUGUCAAUCAACUUGUCUAUAAUCCAGCCCUAACGCUCACAAAAGUCUCGAUCCUAGUGUUUCUGCGUCGACUCGAGUCUCGGUCCCGCAUCGUCAAUAUUCUGUUCUGGACGUCCCUGGUCAUGGUCGUGGGACUCUUCAUCGCGGUGUUAUUUGUGGAUAUCUUCCAAUGCAACCCCGUGGCGUAUGUCUACGACACGUCGAUCCAGGGCGGCACCUGCAUUGAACAGGGCAGCUUCUAUGUCUCUAGUGCGGCCCUGAAUCUGUUCACAGACAUACUGGUGCUGUCGAUUCCCAUCAUCAUCACUUGGAGCCUGCAGAUGCCGCUGCGUCGCAAGAUUGCCGUUUGCAUUAUCCUGUGCCUGGGUGGAGUGGCCACGGCCAUCGGUGUCUGGCGCAUCAUCAUCCUCGCCCAAGCCUUCUUCUCCACCACCACCUCUCCCGACUACACCUAUUCGAUCGGCUUCUGCAGCUCCGCAAUUGAGGUGAACGUCGCCGUCAUCACCGCCUGCGGACCGUCCAUGAAAGCCAUCGCCACCAAAUACCUCCCACGCCUGCUCGGCAGCUCCAACGGCGAGACCUCCGGCUACGGCGCCGGCACCAGCGGCUCGCGGGGCCGGUUCCCAGGCUCAAAGAUCUUCUCCACGCGGCAGGCAUCGCACCUGCACUCGAACGCCGACGACGGGUACGAGAUGGCAGACCCGGCGGGCGGCCACCGCGUAGAGAUCGGCGCCAAUUCAGCAAAUGCGUUCGAUAUGCGCAAGUACCGCCGCGGCGGGGAUAGCCCGAGUAUCUCAAGUGGCAGCGAGGAUGGCGUCACAGGUAUCGUGAAAACCAUGGAUGUCUCCGUCAAGUAUACGGUGGGAGAGGUGGCGUCGACGGAGGAUGGCCGGUCGGAUGGCCGGUCGCGCGACGGCAAACAUGGCAGUGUGGAUAGUUUGGUGUAG